Messenger RNA from Ophidiomyces ophidiicola, 495 nucleotides. RefSeq lists its product as uncharacterized. The record is from RefSeq and is a predicted model, not a curated record. The transcript is spliced from 4 exons. Bases 1 to 495 code for a protein of 164 amino acids. Gene Ontology annotation, biological process: SCF-dependent proteasomal ubiquitin-dependent protein catabolic process; mitotic cell cycle. Gene Ontology annotation, molecular function: cullin family protein binding. Lineage: Eukaryota; Fungi; Ascomycota; Eurotiomycetes; Onygenales; Onygenaceae. Gene Ontology annotation, cellular component: cytoplasm; nucleus.
AUGUCGGCCACAGCGACAAGUACCAUCACUCUCACCAGCUCCGAUGGAGUCUCCAUGGCCAUGGAGCGCCAAGUUGCUGAGCGAUCCAUCCUUAUUAAGAACAUGCUUGAGGAUCUAGGUGACUCUGGAGAGGCGAUUCCAAUUCCCAACGUGAACGAGUCUGUUUUGAAGAAGGUUGUGGAGUGGUGUGAGCAUCAUAAAAAUGAUCCCCCAAGCACCGGCGACGAAGAUAGCGACUCUCGGCGCAAGACAACCGAUAUUGAUGAGUGGGACCAGAAAUUUAUGCAAGUCGACCAGGAGAUGCUUUUUGAGAUUAUCUUGGCUGCAAACUACCUCGACAUUAAGGCUCUGUUGGAUGUCGGCUGCAAGACUGUUGCCAACAUGAUCAAAGGAAAGUCUCCCGACGAAAUCCGCAAGACUUUCAAUAUCCAGAAUGACUUCACCCCUGAGGAGGAAGAUCAGAUCCGCCGUGAGAACGAGUGGGCCGAGGAGUAA